CUAACUCCGGUCAAGCUUGAUGACACCAAUUAUCCCUCUUGGUCGGCCACCGUCCGUGCAAAUCUCCUCGCUCAUCGUCUUCUCGGUUAUGUGGAUGGAUCUGAACCAUCUCCUCCGCCUCUUAUUCUCGAUGAGAAGGCUGCGGCACCGGGGAAGGAUGAAUCCCCGGUUAUGAAGCCCAAUUCCGCCUAUGAAUCAUGGCAUAUUGUUGACGCUCAGAUUCGGGCCUGUCUCCUCGCUAUUGUUUCACCCACGGUUCAAACCCACAUUCACGCUCUUCCCACCGCGGCUGCAAUCUGGAAUAAUCUAGAGCAACGGUACAAUUCUCUUUCACGCACUCAUAUUUUUCAGUUGAAGGAGCGUUUACAAGGUGUUACUAAGGGGACCGAUUCCAUGCAAACAUAUUUGGACACUGUUCUCACUAUUGUGUCGUCUCUCAAACUGGCUCAUGAAGAAAUCUCCGAACAAGAUAUUAUUCUUUGUGUUCUACGAGGUCUACUGGCUGACUAUGCCUCCCUCAAGCAAAAUAUUCGCACCAAUAUUGCCACCGUCACCUUUAAUCAGGUCUCCUCUUGGUUGCUGUCUGAGGAAUUAAAUUUAUCCUUUGAGAAAAAAUUGUCUCUUGGUGACUCCGGCUCUAAUUCGUCUGUUGAUAUUCAUAAUUCUCUCUACACCAACUCCGGACGAGACAAUGGUCGGGGUCGUGGCCGUGGACCACCGCGAGGCCGAGGAGGGCCUUACCGCGGCGGUCAGCCCGGCGGCAGAGGCGGCCGGCAGCCACCGUACCGCGACGACGCACGCGGCAGAGGAGGUGGCCGGGGGUCCAUCACGUGCCAACUCUGUGGGAAGCUUGGACAUGCGGUGUGGAAUUGUUGGCACCGCUACGAUGAAUCAUAUGCUGGUCCUCCACAGGCGUUUUAUGCAAAUCAAUCUGCUGAAUCUAGUUCGAACUGGCAUCUGGACACUGGCGCAAACACCCAUGUCACGCCCAAUCUGUCUCGGCUGCAUACUUUGACUCCAUACCAUGGCACCAAUUCCAUCACAACUGCAGGAGGUAACACCUAUCCCAUUGACCAUACAGGCUCAGGUUUUAAAUUUCAGCAUCUUGAUCACUGUAAUUCUUGUUCUAUUGCUAAGUCUCAUAAACUCCCCUUCCCUGUAUCUGAAACUAAAACUUCUGCUCCUUUUGAGCUUGUUCACUCUGAUACAUCGGAGAAGUCUAGAGACACAUUUGCCCACAUGGUGGAAAACGCCAACACACUCCUCGCCCCGACUGCGGAGGACACAAAUGAACUUAAGGAAUUAAGCGAGAAAUCUUUUCUCAAUGUGGACAAUGAUAGCGGGUCUAACGUCGUUGGCAAUGAUGGUGGUGUUCUUGAUGAAGACUAUGGUGCUAAUAUUCUGAGUGACAAGCCAUCAAACAAAUCAGAUUCUACAUCUCGUGAAUUAUCUGUGCCACUAAUUGCCCCAGUUGGGAAGACAAUUGCAGAGUAUGAAGCUCUAGCAAGUAUCGAGAAGGUGGUAGAUGCAGAUAAUAAGCAAGCAGACAACCUCAUUGCAUUUGAUGACACCAUUAAGUUGUUUGACAUUGUUGAUGUGGUCGAGACGAAGCACCUGGUUUCCCCGAAAGUAACUACAUAUUCUAUGUGCCGCGUCUCAUAUUGCCAUCACUUUGCUACAAGAGUUAGGAUUUUUGAAGAUUCAAAGAAUGGAUUGCUCCUUUGGUUUAGCAUUAUCUCUCCAGUCCAGAAACACGAGUGGGAGCCUCCACCUUGAGGACAAGGUGGAUUUUAAAGGGGU
Messenger RNA from Cuscuta campestris, 1800 nucleotides. The record is from the annotation of a GenBank genome assembly. NCBI's taxonomy places the organism in Eukaryota, Viridiplantae, Streptophyta, Magnoliopsida, Solanales, Convolvulaceae.